Molecule: messenger RNA, 1774 nt
Organism: Salvelinus namaycush (lake trout)
Lineage: Eukaryota; Metazoa; Chordata; Actinopteri; Salmoniformes; Salmonidae
Product: CD99 antigen-like protein 2
Exons: 11
Coding region: 232-981 (249 amino acids)
Source: RefSeq, a predicted model, not a curated record
UCCGUUCAGUUGCAGCCAACUGUUCACCACUGUCGCACAGGCGCCGCCAAACAAAGAUUUUUUAGGAUCAAAAUAGGCUGUCAAGCGGCUCAACGCCCAACAAUUCGCUACAUUGUAGCAAACAGGCAGCGAGAUAAGAAGAUACAUCGAUUUAUCGUUACAGUGUAACGUUAUUUUAUCACUCGCUUCAAAACCAGUCUCGAUACAACGCCGGAACAACAAAUCUCAAACAUGAAGAAAUGUUCGGCGUGGUCGCUCUUUCUAGUGGUUUCGCUGCUAACUGUGAAAGCGCUGUCCCAGAAUUCAGAUGGCCUUGACCUGUCUGAUGCCUUGAAUGACAAUGAUGUCUCUAUAGCACCAGCAGCCACCCCCAAACCAGUAGAAGGGGCAGGAGCAGAUGAGAAGAUCACCCCCACCAAGGCUCCUCCUAAAGCCCCAGCCACUAAGGCCCCGUCACACAAGCCCAAGCCACCCUCUGAUGAGUUUGACCUGAGUGAUGCUCUGGAUCCCAACAAUGACAUUGGAGGGAAGGACAAGAACAAGGGACAAGCAGAUAAAGGUAUUGGAGGCGGAGGCAGGGGAGACAGAGCCCCCAACAACAGAGGAGGGAACGGGGGUGGAUCUUUCUCAGAUGAUGAUCUGCUUGACGUUGGGAAAGACGACACCUACAACCCUGACGAAGGCAAAGGUGGACAUGGUGGAGGCCAGUCUGCCGCUGAUGACGACAACCUUGACACCAUGGCUGAGACCGGAACCAUCGCCGGGAUCAUCAGUGCCAUUGGCUUGGCGCUGGUUGGCGCGGUCACCAGCUACGUCUCCUACCAGAAGAAGAAGUUCUGCUUCAGCAUACAGCAGAGCCUGAAUGCAGACCUGGUGAAGACUGAUAACCCAGACGCUGUGGUGGCCACAGAACCACAAGUUCAACAGACUCUUCUGGAACCCCCCAACGCUGAGCCUCCUCGUCAGGAUAACACUGUCUAAUAUGCCACCCCCCGUCCGCCCGGCCUCGUCCCCCAACCUACACACACACGAAGAGGGCGUGACAACACACACUUACACGCCCUCACCUUGGGGAAUAUCCCCCCCACCUCAUACACCAACACACACUCACCACUUUUGAAGGAUAGUGCCACCCCCGUUAUACCUUAAGAGUUGUAGAUAGAUGGUGAUCGGCAAACUCUGUCUGAAAUGUAGAGUUCCACUGGCAGCCAUGUUGACGCCACCAAGUUCCAUGUCAUUCUAGAAUCUUAAUGUCAUUCUAGAGUGGGAAUGGUAUUGUGACAUCACUAUGGUUCGCCGACCUCUGUAGACCUACCCCCACCACACUGUGUGUACAUAUCAUUUCAUUUAUUUGAACUGUUUUAAACACCACUAAUAUGCCUGUUUACAAUUUGAUUAUGAAGGAGAUGGAAGCCUAAUCCUAGAUCAGUUUUUAUUUGACAAUGAUAGUCAGAGGAUUUGCUAUACUUAAGCACAUACAGAUCUAGGACCAGGCUUCCAUCUUGGUAUUUCCUGAAAGAUAGUAUGGUACAUAGUAUAACCCACAUACUUUCCCCCUAACUCUGUUAUCCAAAUAAUUAACCCCCCCAUUCCCCCCUAGUACAUAUAUCCCCCCCAUUAACACCUAGUACAUAUAUCCCCCCCAUUCCCCUCUAGUACAUAUAUCCCCCCCAUUCACCCCUAGUACAUAUAUCCCCCCCAUUCCCCUCUAGUACAUAUAUCCCCCCCAUUCACCCCUAGUACAUAUAUUCCCCCCAUUAACCCCUAGUACAUA